AUGAAUCGUAUUGACCGCAGUAUUUGUGAGACUAAUGUGAGUUCGUUGCGAGUGCAAGUGGUAGUGCUCUGUGAUUUCAUAGUGAUAUAUGUAGAAACAAUAUACUAUGACAUAGUGCUGCAUAAAGAUUCGGUGGAGGCGAGAGAUGAACCACAUAAGUACACGAUAGAAGAAUUAUUAUCAACGAGUUUCGAGCCAAAAGACUCAGGAGAUCUGGGAAUGGAUCCUUGUAAAGCUGAUAACUUCCAAGGUGACAUCGCGAUACCUAGUGUAGACUACAGAAAGCCUCCCAAUAGCGCGCCAAUAACAAAAAUUAACAAAUCACUCCAAGAAGAAGUAGAAAGGCUUAAGAAAGAAGUACUUCUGGAAGGACUGCAGGUGGAAGAGGAGGGCUUACCUGAUAUUCUGAGAAAGAGAACGAAGCAACCAAUACCAUUAUCCCAGGAUAAACCGAAGAAGUACAACGAUGCUGUGUUAAUGUCGAAGGUUUUACCUCCAGGAUUUGAUAAAUCUUUUUUAUUAAAAAAUGGUAAACUACCUACAGAAGAGAUAUUAGGUAUUUUAACAAAUACCUCAGUUAAUGAAAACCACACCAACCAUACGGUACAGAACAACCUCACCGAGUCUGAGAGUUUAGAGCAAGACGGAGUUUUAGUAGUUAAAGUGUCCACUGAUAACAUUCUUAACUUAGAUGAGUUAUAUCCUCAUAUUCAAAUAUCUAAUACGUCAAACAAAAUGGAUGAAAUCACUAAUAAAAUCCAGAGUAACAGUAGAGAAAUAACUGGAGAUUCAAAUAAUAAUUUAAAAUUAAAAGGCUUACCAGAAAAUAUAACUAUAGCGCCUGCUCCAACAAAUGGUUUUUUAUCAACAAGUGAUCAAGAUGACGAUAAGUUGAUAAACAAGACAGACUUAGAAGCUGAAGGAAAAUUAGUGGAACCAAACCUUUUAAGGCCUACAGAAAGUCUUCAAAAUUUGAUGGAGGGCCCUGCUAGACGAAACGUUCGUCGGAGAAGACGGAGACACGGUAAUGGAAGACGGUUAAGAAAUAUACAUUCAAGCGAACGAAUAAACCAAAAUAAGCUCAAUUUAUCAGAGAAUAAAACGGAUUCUCAUUUCGUGAGGAAGAAGUUUUUUCGUCACCACAAGAAGCACAACAGCGCAGAACAUAGACUUGAUAAGAAAUUCGAAAUACCUGAACAUGAGUUCGAAGAAAGAUUCGAACUAAAAGCACCUCCUAAGAACAAUUUGAAUGAAACUGAAUCUCAGAAUUUCAAUGACUGGUUUUUUCGUGAUGACGUAGAAGAUUUAGAUGCAGUUGAAACCAGUUUUUAUAAUAGCACUGAGACUAAGAAGAAGCACCGCUCCAUACGUGCAGCUACCAACCGCAAGGAAAGAAUAUGGGAAAAUGGAGUGAUACCGUAUGAGAUAGAUGGGAACUUCAGUGGUGCCCACAAGUCCUUGUUCAAACAAGCUAUGAGACAUUGGGAGAACUUCACGUGCGUCAAGUUCGUGGAAAGAGAUGCAGAUUUACAUAGAGACUAUAUAGUAUUUACGGAAAGACCUUGUGGGUGCUGCUCUUUCGUUGGUAAACGAGGCAAUGGUGCCCAAGCCAUUUCCAUUGGCAAAAACUGCGACAAAUUCGGCAUAGUUGUCCAUGAGCUGGGUCACGUGGUCGGCUUCUGGCAUGAACACACGAGACCGGAUCGAGACCGCCACGUGCAAAUCAUAAGGGACAACAUUAUGCUCGGUCAAGAAUAUAACUUCAACAAGUUGACAGAAGAAGAAGUAAACUCUUUGGGACAGACAUAUGAUUAUGACUCUAUUAUGCACUAUGCGAGAAACACGUUCAGUAAAGGGACAUAUCUAGAUACUAUACUACCACUAGAAGUCCAUGGAAAGAAGAGGCCAGAGAUUGGACAGAGAGUGAGACUGAGUGCUAGUGAUAUCGCACAGACUAAUUUGUUGUAUAAAUGUGCCAAAUGCGGUAGGACGCUAUUGGGCAACUCGGGGUGGUUCAACUCACCCGGAUGGGGUACGGAGACACCCCCAGUGACCAGUGAACGGUGCGAAUGGAGGAUUGUAGCCACACAUGGAGAAAGGGUGGUCCUCAAUAUUACAGAAAUCGACAUCCACAAGUCGGAAGAAUGCCGUUCAGAAUGGGUUGAAGUCCGAGAUGGUUACAUGCCUGAUGCUCCAGUUCUUGGCAGAAUAUGUGGCUCAGGAAAAGGUCCAAUGAUGCGGUCCACUGGGUCCAGGUUGACAGUUGUAUAUCAACCGGGUCCAAGGCCUAAACCACAUAGAGGUUUCAGGGCGUUCUAUGAAGCUGUUUGUGGUGGUGACAUAGAGGUUGAUAGCACCGGACAUUUGGAGUCACCAAAUUAUCCUGACGACUACCAACCCAAUAAACUUUGUGUUUGGAGACUGUCUGUACCGCAGGAUUAUCAGGUAGCCUUAAGAUUUCACUCUUUCGAAGUAGAGAACCAUGACACGUGCUCCUACGAUAAGGUGAAAGUGAGAGACGGUGACUCUAUUGACAGUCCACUCAUUGGCAUGUUCUGUGGACACAAGAUACCUCCUGAUAUCAGGUCUACAUCAAACAAAUUACUGGUGAUCUUUGAAUCUGACAGCACAGUACAAAAGGCGGGCUUCUCAGCGACAUUUAUGAAGGAGUUCGACGAAUGCGCGUCUAUUGAGCAUGGCUGCAGCCAUUCUUGUGUCAAUACACUUGGAGGGUACGAGUGUGCCUGCGAUAUUGGUUACGAACUGCACUCCGAUGGGAAGAAAUGUGAAAAUGCUUGUGGAGGCUCUUUAUACGCACCAAACGGAACAAUCACAUCACCUUCAUUCCCUGAUCUCUACCCGCCUUCGAAGAACUGCUUGUGGGAGAUAGUCGCACCACCACAACACAGGAUUACGCUCAAUUUCACCCACUUUGAUUUAGAAGGAAACAACAUGUACCAACAGGAGUGUGAAUAUGACAGCGUUACGGUACAUUCGAAAUUAGGUGCUGAUGUAUUAAGAAGACAUGGGGUAUUCUGCGGUUCAGCACUUCCACCUCCUGUUACUUCAGACGGAUCUGUAUUGAGAGUUCAGUUCACAUCGGACGGUUCAGUCCACCGAUCCGGUUUUGCGGCGGCCUAUUACAUAGACGUGGACGAAUGUGCCGAGAAUAAUGGUGGUUGCCAACACGAGUGUCGCAACACACUCGGCGGCUACGAGUGCGCCUGUUACAGUGGAUUCAUGCUACACCCUAACAACCACGACUGCAAGGAAGGAGGCUGUAAACAUGACGUCACAUUACCCUUCGGUACUAUAAAGAGUCCGAACUACCCAGCAGCCUACCCACCAAGGAAGGACUGCGUUUGGCAAUUUUCUACUACUCCAGGACAUCGAAUUAAACUUAUCUUCCAGAGAUUCGAAUUAGAACCACAUCCCGAAUGCGCAUACGAUUACGUUACGAUAUAUGAUGGAGCGUCAGCAGAAGAGAAGACUUUGGGUCUUUUCUGCGGCAAUAGGCUCCCCCAUCCCAUAGUCGCAUCGCAGAACCAGAUGUACGUUGUCUUUAAAUCGGACGGAUCUGUGCAGAGAAGCGGCUUCCUAGCUAACCAUUCCACUGCUUGCGGCGGUUACCUCGCCGCAACAGACGCGGUUCAGCACUUGUAUUCACACGCACGUUACGGAGACAACGCGUAUGAGUCUCACGCCAACUGCGACUGGAAUAUAGAAGCUCCGAGAAACCACUUUGUCAAACUCACUUUCCUGACCUUUGAGUUGGAACCUGAAGCCAACUGCAGAUAUGAUUUCGUGCAGGUGUUUGGGGGACUUGACGGCAGUGGAGGGAAUUACGGAACAUUUUGUGGAACAAAGAUGCCACCAGAAAUAGUAUCAACAGCCGAAGCGUUACUCAUAAGAUUCCGAACUGAUGACUCCCUAGUCUUCAAAGGAUUUUCAGCAUCAUACCAGAUGGUGAAACCGGUCUGGAGUGAAGAAGACAGUGUGGAAGGUGCUGACUAUGAUGAAGAAGAGGAUGAAAGAAUGCCUCCAUUGGUGGUAGGUAGGCGAGGACUCCGCGCGCCUGUGCCGCGGUUUGUUCGGCGUCCCACGUGA
Molecule: messenger RNA, 4107 nt
Organism: Arctia plantaginis
Lineage: Eukaryota; Metazoa; Arthropoda; Insecta; Lepidoptera; Erebidae
Source: the annotation of a GenBank genome assembly